AGAAAGAAACUGGCGCGAAUGGCGUCGAGCGCGCGAGCGGGACCCCCUACAGCUCGCCGCACUGGUUCCGAAAUGAGCAGACGCUGCCUGAACGCCGGAAAAGUGAGACGGAGACGAGUUCGCUGAAUUGACAUUACCACACCACCACACAAGCAUUUUGACAAGUACCGUUUCCCCAUCGUGUGUGCAGCAGCAGCGCCCUACGAGAGUUUCGCCCGAACCAUUUUUUCCCGAAAUGCAUUUGUAAAAUCCUGCAUUUCCGAUCAAAGUAGCAUUCCGCAAGCAUCGUCCGCCGUGGUGUGAUGUAAAUUCGGCACCGAAGCUGACCUGGUGCGUCCCUACAGCCAGCGUGUCGUCCGUCGGUGGCCUCACCAGAACCACGGCAGACAGAAUCGGACAACGGCUGUCAGCUCUCUCCCUGUGUGUGCGUGUGUGUAUGCUUGUGUAUAGUUCGCGUGCGUGUGUGUGUGCAUCCUAAUGUGAUCCUGCGUUUUUUGUUGUUGUGUGUGUUGCACUCGGUUGGUCGGUUUUUUCGCAAAUGAAGAUGUUUCCCGAGACGCUCAUAUCGCGCCUGAAGCAGUUGCUGACGGGCGGUGGCGGUAGUGGCGGCAGUACCGACGGCAACGACCGUAAGCGAAAAAGUGUAGCGCUGCUAGACGUCGAUGCGAAAAAGCGCCGAAUGACGACCCUGUCUUCGAUUCCAGCGCCAGUGGAACAGUCAAUAGUGGGCAAUCACCACCAUCACCAACACAACAGUAGUAGCGGCAACAACAGCAGUAGUAGGCCUUUGCUGCAGCAGAACGGUGCGCACGGGGGGCUUUCCAAUACGAUGGCGAACGCACGGCGGCUCAGCGAAAUCACCGACAUGCCGCCGGUGAACCACCAGCACGUCCCGUACGUUCCCACGCUCGGCCUGGUGCAGCGGAACACACUUCCGGGUGUCGUCGGUAGCAGCCGGAGCAGCAUCAUCGGAACCGGUGGCGGCAGCAGCAGCAACACCAACAGGAGCAGCACCGUCCUCAACGAUCGGUUCGGUGCAUCAGCACUACGUCCGCUCGGGCGAAGAAACAACAAUGGGCCUCCGCCGAGCUUGAUCCCAAUCAAGUACGCUACGGCACGGCCAUCAAUCGGUAGCCAGGGUAACGGCGGUACCAGCAGACCGUUCGCGGGGGGACUGUUCCGGCAGCAGCAGCAGCACAUCCCGGCCGCGGUUCCGCGCCCCUCCGAACCCGGCAACGUGUCUCUGCUAGCGACGGAUUUCAGCAACCUGCUCCGCUCCAAGAACAGAUUGACGCCGUCGACCGGGUCCGACGGUACGGCGGCAGCACUAGACCGCGAUCUAAGCGUGCAGCGCGAAGUACGACGGAAGUACGAAGCGUUGAUGCAGAAGUUCAUCCCGAUCGCGAACAAUCCCCCACCGCUGGGUGCGUACGAGCGGUACACGCGCAAACCCAUCAACGGAGAUGCGGUGCAGCGACCAGAAGCGGCAGAAGCGGAGAAGAAGCACGGUGCCUCGCUGGAACUGACGGACGAUGAGGAGGAGCAUGUGCAGGAUGUGAGCGAUGCCAGCGAUGACUGUGUAGAGGUGACGAGCAAAUCGGCCGGCCGCCUGUUUACCACGAUCGAUCCGCACCAGCUGAGCGCUGCGCAGGAACGGGAGGAGGAAGAGCAAUCGGCGGCGGCCGCCGCCGCCGCCCUCCUGCCCGAGCCGGUCAACUCCGUCCGGGCGCGGUUCGAGACGAAGCACGUGUUCCGGGACGACAUCAUACAGGACGUGCAGGCGCGGUACGGCAGCCUGUUCAGCCAGCGCAAGUCGCUGAUCGAGCAGGAGCGGCACCGGCUCGGCAGCCUGCGCCAGUGCACGCAGCAGCAGGAGACGGAGGCGCGCAACAAGCUGCACCACUACGUCUGCUCGUUCUACAAGUUCGACGUGCUGGACGAGUCGGAGCUGAAGGAGGGUACGCCCGAGCCGGAGGUGGUGCCGCUGCCCGAGCUGACCCGGGAGCAGCUGGACGAGAUGCAGCGCAAGCUGCGCACCGGCCACCAGGUGGUGAUGGAGAAGUUCAACCUGCGCAUCACCGGCAACGAUCUCGUCACGCUGCAGGACAUGAACUGGCUGAACGAUGCGGUGAUCAACUUCUACAUGGAGCUGCUGCGCGAGCGAGGCGAGCAGAAGCGCGACCAGGGCCUGCCGAAGGUGUACACGAUGAACACGUUCUUUCUGCCCCAGCUGCUGAAGAUGGGCUACGCCGGCGUGCGGCGCUGGACGCGCAAGGUCGACCUGCUGGCGCACGAUAUGAUCGUGGUGCCAGUGCACGUCGGCGGCAUCCACUGGUGCAUGGCGACGAUCGAUCUGCGGCACAAGACGAUCCACUACUACGACUCGAUGGGCUCGCCCAACAAUGCGGUGCUCAAUGCGCUCGAGCAGUAUCUGUGCGAGGAGUCGCUGGACAAGCGCAAGGCACCGUUCGACAAGACCGGGCUGACGAAGCAGAACAUGCGCGACUGUCCGCGGCAGAAGAACGGCAGCGACUGCGGUGUGUUUAGCUGCAUGUUUGCGGAGUUUCUGUCGCGUGACCACCCGAUCACGUUCGACCAGUCGAACAUGCCGUACUUCCGCAAGAAGAUGACGAUCGAAAUCAUGCUCGGCAAGCUGCUGACGUAAGUGUGUGCGGAGGACCCGGGGGAGAAAGUAAUGGAACAAUGGAACAACAAAAAAAACCGCGGCAAACCUAAUAAACCAACCAAGCUGAUGAUAUACACUCACACACAUGCACCCAGCACGAAAA
This is a messenger RNA of Anopheles gambiae (African malaria mosquito), 2789 nucleotides long. RefSeq names its product sentrin-specific protease 1-like. The transcript is spliced from 2 exons. Gene Ontology annotation, biological process: protein desumoylation. The record is from RefSeq and is a predicted model, not a curated record. Gene Ontology annotation, cellular component: nucleus. Gene Ontology annotation, molecular function: deSUMOylase activity. Lineage: Eukaryota; Metazoa; Arthropoda; Insecta; Diptera; Culicidae. Bases 539 to 2665 code for a protein of 708 amino acids.